This is a messenger RNA of Nymphalis io (European peacock), 1167 nucleotides long. RefSeq names its product protein yippee-like 5 (gene Yippee). The record is from RefSeq and is a predicted model, not a curated record. Bases 108 to 473 code for a protein of 121 amino acids. NCBI's taxonomy places the organism in Eukaryota, Metazoa, Arthropoda, Insecta, Lepidoptera, Nymphalidae. The transcript is spliced from 3 exons.
CAAAUUGAAGUUUAUUUUGGUUACCCUUACCUUACGUCAAAUUACUGUUAUAUGUGUUAUGAUACGAUUGUGAUAUUCUUUCUCUUCUGAACAAAGGAAAUCGUAAGAUGGGCAAAAUAUUUUUGGAUCAUAUUGGUGGAACUCGUUUGUUCUCAUGCGCUGCAUGUGAUGUAGUUUUAACAAAUCGUUCCGAAUUAAUCAGCACUCGAUUCACUGGAGCGACAGGCCGUGCAUUUCUUUUCCAUAAAGUGGUUAACCUAGUGUAUUCUGAAGUACAGGAUAGGGUGAUGCUGACUGGGAGACAUAUGGUUCGCGAUGUUUCUUGCAAAAACUGCACAACUAAGCUCGGUUGGGUCUACGAAUUUGCUACGGAAGAGAAUCAGAGAUACAAAGAGGGAAGGGUAAUCCUGGAAAGAGCAUUAGUAAAUGAAACUGAGGGCAUAGAAGAAAUUCCAGUAAAUAAUGAUGAUUGAAUUCCCCAAAAAGUCAAUUAACUUGAAAAUAUAUUGAGAAAGUGGUUACAAUUAGAUAUCCUUUUAUUGAUUAUGUAAUUUUUAAUAAUUGUAUUAAUUCUAAUAUGUACCAUAUUUAAAAUGACAAACAGCAAAUAAAACUGACAGAAUUCAUAUGUCAUAUGAGCUAAACUGAUAUAUAAGUUAAUAGUCGCUAAGGGCAUUAUCAAAAUUAUACUUUCAUAUAUUUUGUGGUAAUUGUAAAUACAAUAUUAUUUUAUAAUUUGUUGUUUUUAUAUAUUAUCUUGGUAAGUUUGAGUGAAGACAGCUUCUGACUAAUCUUACAAAUAGUAAUAAUCAACUGAAAAGAUAAAAAUUUUAUUGUAACAGUGUAUCAUAGUUAGGGCUGUCAGAUAAGUGAGAAUAAUACUUACAAUUUAUACUAAUAUUAUAAAUUCGAAACUAAGUUUCUCUGUCAGUUACUUUUAAGGCUAAACCGAUAAAAUGGUUUUGAUAAGUAUUCGUAACAAACGAAACAAACUUGAACCCAAAGGAAGCUCAUACCCUCUUUUUUUUGUGUGAUUAUAAGAAAAUAUGUAUAUAAGCUCUUAUGAUGCGAUAACUAAAUAUUUUAUGCACUCCCUGUUUUUCAUUAUGAAAAACAAAUAUGUUGUUAUAACUUAAUUAUAAAAAUAUAUAUAUUUGCCAUUGUUAA